CUAAUUUCUACUUUCUAGUACCCUCGGCGGCGGGCUCUCUCAACCUUACAAUAGGAGUGAUUUAUAAUCUCAAUACUUCGGUAUUAUUCUAUUUUUAUCGUUAACCGUGGAAAUUCACACAAUAUGUCGCUUAAAAGAAUGGGCUAUGAUAAAGUUUGGAAAUAUAAUAUUAUCUAAAGUAGUUUAAUGGCGAUAAUAACAUCGAGAUUGAGAGUUGAGACCUUUUGUUAAAUCUUUAGUCGAUAGCGUACCGCGGGUAAGUAUACUAACUUAUCGGGCAUUAAAUUACGCGUUAUUCCCGUUCUUACGAGUGAAGGUGAAAGGGUUUUUCGACGAGUUAUUAUUAAACGGUCGACCUUUGGGAAUGUACUGUAAACAGUAAACACGAUGUGGGCCAAGGACCGUGACCUGUGUGGCUGUGUAUACACUUUCCGAUACCUUCAAAUCAAGACUUCCAACGGCUUUUAAGUAUAAAAUUCAAACUUAUCACGACAAAGGACGACUGCUCUCUCUCUUAAUCGCGUUGCACGCGCGUACUGUGUCUCUCUCGUGCCACGAUAAUUCAAGCGAGAUUACCAGAUAUUUCACGUCACUUCACCGGCAUCACUGACGGACGCUGUGAUAACUGGGACAGCUGAUAAAUUGUUAUUGUUCGAGAACGUUCGCGUUUUAUUAAUAAUAAAAAAAAUUAGGUAAGAUAUUCCAAUUCUCGUUACUUGUAAGUAUUGUUUUGCAAGUUUGCGACAUUUUUCCUUUCUACCCUACCGAAAUAGGUAGUCAUGUCAUUAAUAUAAAUGCGAUUUUAAACAGUUCAUGUUUAAGUAUACUCAGCAAUUGUUUUGUAAACCACCAGUAAGACGACAUUCGAAUUUCGACGUCCGCUGCAUUGUCCACGGUUUCAAAUCUCUACUCGCAAGGUUUGAUAGACUCAAUACAUUCCAUUAAUUAUCUGACGAUAGUUAAGAACUUUUAUUUCUACUCCCAAUAUAAUUGUAUUUUAACCAUGUCCUAUCACUUCUCGUUCUCUUUCUACAAUGUUGCUGAUCGACUUGCAUAGGUUGUGAACAAUUUGAUCGUUCUCAAUAUUAUGUACCAAACCGAGCGUCAACUAAUUCCGAUCAAGUUCAGACACAAAGAGGAACGGGUCCCAGAGUCCCUGUUCUGCCUCUGUCUGAAGUAUGUUGCACGGAACUUGGACACACUGUGUACGGAGAUGCCUAAUGGUUAUACACUACAUGAUGGAUUAGCUCUUCCAAGUGAGAUAUGUGAACCAUUCAUCGAAACUUAUCAGAGCAAUGGUGGUGAGAUUUUCGACCGUUUUGCUCACCUGUUCAAAGAUGUAACCAAGACGAAUCUGAGAUCAGUACACAUAAGUAACUCGAGCAUUACAGAUGAUGGCCUUGAGUACCUGUUAAACCACGAUUUAUAUGAACUUACACUCACUAAUUGUCAGAAUCUCACGCACAAAACGUACACUAAUAUAUUCCAACAUGCUGCCAACCUUCGUUCAUUGACCAUUGGUCCAAAUGUGCAAAUAACUCCUUAUAAUAAGCUGUCACCCUCUCCACUAACUCUAGAUGAUCUCCCCACAAAAAUCUACAAGAAGGCGCCCAAUCUUCGACAUUUUGUAUUGCGAGCAAUUGCAGAAUCACCAUUUUCCAAUGACAACAUAUUUCUGGGUGUCAUACUUGACAAGCUUACACAGUUGAGAGUUUUAGACCUCUCAUAUUGCUUAGGUAUUGGCAGUCUGCAUUAUUUGACUAAGCUUACCAACUUACAUACAUUGAUACUUUUCGAUGUGCCCCAUUUGCAAAACAACGACGCAAUACUGAAUAUCUGCUCCCUACAAACAUUGGUUGUUUUAGAUAUAUCACAAACGGAGACUUUCCCAGAUCAAGGUGUUUAUAAAGAAGAAAACAAAAUUUUAGCACUAAUUGUGAAAUGUCUUCCAAAUCUUAUGUCUUUAGACAUAUCUGGUACUAAUUUGGCUGGAAAAGGUACUGCUGAACAUUCUAUGAUGGAGUCAUUGAGUGGCAGGAAGUCAGAUAUUCCUGGUUUAGAGUGUCGAGUAGACAAUCCUUUAGAAUUUUUAGGUUUAUAUCAUACUCAGCAUAACGCUUGCAGACGGCACGAUAUUCCUGCAAAAAUUAUCAGUGGUGACGCUAACGAAGAACAAAUCUUCAAUGCUGCUGCUUCAUGUAUGGAAAAACCAAAACUACUUCAAAACAUUUUAAAUGAUCUGUACCACUUGUUAAGGUAUGAUCAGUGUACACAAAUUGAUCAAGCUCUUGACAUAGUAUUGGAAGCUCUUACUAGAUAUGUAAAAGAAAAACUAAUUCAAAUUUCUGGGAGUGCAACACUAUUUUACAUUGUGAAAAAUAAAGAUCGGCCAUUAUUAUUAAAUGAUAUAACAGUUAAACGACGAAUUAUUACAACAUUAUUAACUGGAAUGGACUAUCACAACUAUGAUGAAACAAUGAUGCGGAAUGGAUGUUUGACUUUAUGUCAAUUGAGAAUACCUCAAGAUGUGAUGUUUGAGUUUAAACGUUUGGUACAAAUGUUACUACACAUUGUAUCUACAAGUGACCAUGAAGGGUUUGUUCAGAGAAUUGGUAUUUAUUUACUGAACUCAGUUGCAUGUCAAGUGAACAAUAAGCAAAAAAAUGAACUUGGAGAUGCUGGUGCUAUUAAGAAAAUGAUGGCAAUAAUCAAAGAUAGACUUCAUCGAAGAGUUUGUGAUGAUGUUCUUGAAGUUGCUUGGUCAACUAUGUGGAAUGUAACCGAUGAAGCACCAAAGAAUUGUAAAAGGUUUCUAGACGGAAAUGGAAUGAAAUACUUCCUUGGAUGCCUGACUACUUUUCCGGAUAAAAAUGAAUUGAUGCGGAAUAUGAUGGGUUUAUUAGGCAAUGUUGCUGAAGUGAGUGAGCUACGAUCCAGACUCAUGCAAGGACAUUUUAUUAAAGUGUUUUCUGACCUUUUAUUUUCAACACAAGACGGAAUCGAGGUUAGUUAUAAUGCUGCUGGGGUAAUUGCACAUUUGGCAUCAGAUGGUCAUAAAUCAUGGAUUAUAAAAACUCCAUCAAGAUAUAAAGUAUUAGAUCGCAUGACCAAAGCCAUACAAAAUUGGAACUUGGAUGCUGAUCGAAAUAUUAACUAUCGUUCCUUUGAGCCAAUUUUACAGCUUGCACAAGUUAGGCACACACCUCAGUGUGCUCAUUGGGCAGCAUGGGCUCUAGCAAACCUCACUAAAGUGUACCCUGAAAAAUAUUGUUCGAUUGUGAUAGCUGAAGGUGGUUUGAGAAUUAUGAGUGAACUCCUUGAAGAAAAUAGUCUACUUCAAGAUAAUCAGCCCCCUGGAGUUAUACAUAGUCUAGCUCAAACAGUCAUUAACCAAUGUCUGAUGUAUAUGAAGAACACUGUUGAAGAAUCAUCACAGUGAAAAAUCUGUGAGAAUAUUAUUUUUCUAUUCUGCGUACCGCCCAGUACCUAUAAGUUCUACUAAAAUUGAAUGUUUAAUUUAUACACUUAAACUUAAAUAUUUUUGAGAGAUGUACUUUUAACUGUAUUGUAUUAUUUCUCAUAGUAAAAUGUGUAGAGUAUACAAUUAAUUUAGUUGACAUUUCUAUAUAUACAAAAAAAAAAAAAAAAAAUAGAACCAAAAACUAACUAAAUUGGUAAAAUUUAAUUUUUUUUUAGUACUUACAUUAUUAUUUUUAUCAUUAUUAUUAUUUUGAAAUGGUAAUGAUAAUAUUAAUAUGUGUGAAUGAUAUUUAAGAUAGAUACUAUGUUGAAUGUUAAAUGUUUAUACAUGUAUAUAAUAUAUAUCUAUGUGUUAUAUUUAUAUACAUAUAUACUAUAUGGAUAUAUCAUAACUAUAUUUUAAGACGCACUGUCCUUUAUAUAUUAUACAUCAUAUAGUCUAACCAAUCUUUGAAAAUUGUUUUUAUUAUUAUUAUUAUUAUUAUUAUUAUUAUUAUUACUUCUGUGUAUUUAAUUAUUUUGUUUUUAUAUUAUUUAAAUAUUUGUGAUCACUACUAAAAUAUCAUAAUUAAUUGCAUUUUAUAAUAAAAAGUUAACACGCUAUACCAUUGUAAUAUUUUCCAAAACGAAUUUAUUCUUAUUGUGUUAAUAAAAAUAAAGUGAAAACUAUUUUCAAUUUGUAUUUAGUGAAACAAUAUUAUGAUUACAUUGGAUGCAUUAUCGUGUUUGUCUUUAUAUAUUCCUGUGUCUUCUACAUAUUAUAUAUAUAUAUAUAUUAUCUGCACAUUUUCUACAUAAACUUUUAAAAUUAUAUUUCCAUAUGACUGUUGAAAUUAAUUAUUCAACUAAAAAUAUUAAUUUAAAUAAAAGUUAUUGACUUAAGACAAACAUGGUACGGCAAAUUAUAUUUUCAUAUUAAACUUUCUUUAUUAAUGGUAAAAACUUAAUUUAACUGAAUAGAAUGUGUAAAAAACACGAAAUUAUAGUAUAUUUUUGAUCUAUUAUUUUUAUAGAUAUUUUAUUGUGUAUGUUAAAUGAUAGAUUAAAAAUAUCUUAUUAAAAAACAAAAUAAAAGAAAAAUGCAUCUCAGAAUUCGUUUUGGAAUAUAAAUAGUAAUUAAUAGGUGUGUUUUGCCAGAUCCAUUUUGCAUUUAUAGUACAAACUUAAAAUAUAAUCCAUUUCUAUUCUUUUAAAUAUUGUUUUUAAACAAUAAGGUUUCAGCUUGCUAAAAAUAUUCCAGUUUUUACAUUUUAGUUUUGUUAUAUGUAUUGUUAGUUAUUUAUUUAUUCACGUGUAUAAUAGGUAUUGAAGGAUGUAUUCAUUAAGUAUACACUAUUUACAAAUUAUUAUGUGUGGAAAUUUUAAAAUAUUUUUAGCUUGGUUUCAGAUCAUACAAAUUCACAUCCUAUACCAUUACUUUACAUAUUAGUUACUUGGUAAUACAUUUAUUUUGGCUCUUAUGACAAAUAUAUCUAAAACUACUGCUAAUAAAAAUUUUAAUGAUUUGUUACAUUCCAUCUCAGGUUAAUAGUUACUUAUUGUGUUUUACCUUUACUGUAUUUUGUCUAAAAAUUCUUAUUGAUGUUUUUUUAUCUAAGUAUUCCAUUUAGACUGCUAAGUUAUGCAAGUAUAGUAGGUAACUAGAAGUUAUGUUUUUAUUAAGUUUUGUUUUGUUUUUACUAUUAUUGUCUAUUAUCAUGUAGGUACAAGCUCAAUGCUUAUAAUAUUGUAAUACUCCUUAAUGGCCUCACUAGCCAUUGAUUGCCACUUAAAAAUUGUUUGUAUUUGACAGUUAUUGUGUUAAAAUGUGUUGUGUAAUACAUCAUGUAUACAUUUCAAAAUUAAAUAAUUGUUAUAAAUUGA
Molecule: messenger RNA, 5343 nt
Organism: Aphis gossypii (cotton aphid)
Lineage: Eukaryota; Metazoa; Arthropoda; Insecta; Hemiptera; Aphididae
Product: protein zer-1 homolog
Exons: 10
Coding region: 1088-3439 (783 amino acids)
Cellular component (GO): Cul2-RING ubiquitin ligase complex
Source: RefSeq, a predicted model, not a curated record